Molecule: messenger RNA, 1191 nt
Organism: Symbiodinium natans
Lineage: Eukaryota; Dinophyceae; Suessiales; Symbiodiniaceae
Source: the annotation of a GenBank genome assembly
AUGGCUCCCGAUGCCGACGUCUUCUUCCCGCUGCAAGAGCCACAGCCUUUUGUGGCGCCACCUCGCAGUGGCUGGCUUGAGGCCCUUUACAAGAUUCUGCCCAUCGUCGAGUGGCUCCCAGCGUAUAGCUGGCAAGAGCAUGGGAUCAAGGACCUUUCAGGCGGCAUCACGCUGGGAUGCAUCCUGGUAGCGCAGUCCCUGGCGCAUGCGGACCUUUGCAAGGUGCAGCUCAUCCACGGCCCCUACAGCUGCAUCAUGCCGCCCAUCCUCUACUCCCUCUUCGGCACUUGCGUCCACUCUUCCGUAGGGACUGGUGGCCUCAUCUCCUUGCUCACAGGGGAGCAGCUCGAUCACUAUGGGGACCUGGAGCAGCGAACGCAUGCAGGCGCCAUUUUCACGCUGCUGGUGGGGAUCGUCAUCACGCUCAUGGGCGUCUUCCGUUUAGCCUUCCUGGUGCGAUUCCUUUCCCGACCAGCGCUGAGUGGGUUCAUCACUGCCAGCGCCAUCCUCAUCAUGGCCUCGCAAAUAAAGCCGAUGCUGGGGCUUCCGAAAUCCGACACUGGUGGCAUCUUUGCGAUAGUUUGGUCGCAUCCUCGUGACCUGCAAGAUGUACGCUUGGCCACAGUUGCGAUGAGCCUUUGCGCACUGGCGUACCUGACUGCAAUCAAAUCACUGAAGUCUGUGCAUUGGAUUCUGAAACUACUUGGCGACUUCAAGGAGCUGACUUUGCUGGCGUUCUCUGCAAUUUUCGCUACAAGGUUCGCUCAAGACUUUGGCAUCUCAGUGGUUGGUGAUGUCCCAGCCGGCCUGCCCAGCAGCUCCUGGCCGCUCCGCACGUCGGAGGACCUGGCGCUGGCGCAGGAAAUGCUCCCAGGGGCGACAAUGGUUGCCCUGGUCACCUUCCUCUCCUCAUUUGCGGGAGCCAAGAAGUUCGCGAUGCAAGCUGGGUACCAGGUCAUCGCCAUCAACGAGCUUCUGGCCUUGGGCUUCGCCAACCUCGGCGGGGCGCUCUACGGGGCGGUGCCGACGCAGAUUGGCUUGAGCCGCAUGGGCAUCGCCUACUCCACAGGGGUCAUGAGCCAGCUGGGUGCCAAUGUUUGGGUGGCAGUGGUCGUGGCGUUGGUUCUGAAGCUCUUCAGCUCCUACUUGCACCUCGUAUGUCCGCCUCCUGCUGAGGCGUUUCGCAGUUGA